AUGGAUUGGAUGCAGCCCCACGACCAGCUUCGGAUCGGAUCGGCGCCCGACGCUGCCCCCUCAUUUAAGCUGGUAGACUCUAACAAUCGCGUGCGCGAGCUCACGGACCCCUUUAAGUAUAAAUUGGGCGCGUUCCCGGCUUUCCUCCGGCCUCAAGUAGGCGACGACGGUCCCUCAGCCGCCGAGCUUGAAGAGCAGCGUCAACUCGAGCAGCAGCUGCAAGUUCAAAAAGAGGAAAUGUGUUUUAUUUCGCCGCUUCCUCGUCACGAAACUAGCCGCGUCCGCGUACCUUCCACGUCGCACGCUUUCACAUAUGGUGAUUCCAGCUCGUCAAACUUGCAUGCUACACCACCCCUGGCACCGCCUGUCUCGCCGUUUGCUAGUAUGGCACUAUCAGCACCUGCCGCACCAAUAAGCAAGGCGUACAAUCCAUUUUUAAGUGCCAAAUUUGAGAAGAGUCCUCGGUUACCAUCGCUUAAUGUGAUGCGGAGUUCACCGGGCACACACCUGAAGCCAUUAGGUAUCGCUACGCGCCCCCCACCACUCUCUCUCCGCUCAUUUUCGGACGUAUCGACACUCUCAACAUCUUCCCAGUCGCCGUCUCCAUCACCUUCACCUCUUCAUCAAACCAGACUUUAUAACCAAUACCAUUCCAAGGCUCCGCUCCGCUCGCUGUCAAAUUCCUCGUUAUUGUCCUCUACCUCAACAUCUCCACUAUCCUCCCACUCUCAAUCGCUCCCAGGUGUAUCCUAUUUACAAGAUAGAAGACGGUCCCGAAUAUCCUUUGAUGGUGCCGAUGGUAUGUCUGUGCCGUCUGAGGAUGAGGACAGUGGUAUGCGGCUUCUUAGCUCGAGCGUGGGUCGCAGCGAAGGGAGUAGUGAUGCAAUGACGGCAGCGGCAAAUUUUGCGGCUCAGGAAGCCCAAGAUAGUAAUGCUCGCAGCGGCCGUAUAUGCAGAUAUGCCAACUGCAGCAAUAUUGCUCGCUCACGUGGACGAUGCCGGACCCACGGUGGAGGGAAGCGGUGCUCCCAUCCAAACUGCAACAAGAGCGCACAGGCAAAUCGCAAGUGUAUAGCUCACGGCGGCGGCACACCCUGCUCAUUUGAAGACUGUGAAAAGACGGCACAGUCGCGUGGCUUGUGUAAGGCUCACGGCGGCGGAGCUCGCUGCAAGCAUCCUGACUGUCCCAAAAGCAGCCAGUCUAAGGGCCUGUGCCGUGGUCAUGGUGGAGGGGUCAAGUGCAAAAUCGAGGGUUGCGCGAAGUGGGUGCAAAAGAACGGGUUUUGUAUCAAGCAUGGGCGUGAAAUUGCGGAGACUUCGUGCUCGAGCUCUUUUCCAGCGCAAAGCAGCUGA
Messenger RNA from Plasmopara halstedii, 1353 nucleotides. RefSeq lists its product as uncharacterized. Bases 1 to 1353 code for a protein of 450 amino acids. The record is from RefSeq and is a predicted model, not a curated record. The transcript has a single exon. NCBI's taxonomy places the organism in Eukaryota, Oomycota, Peronosporomycetes, Peronosporales, Peronosporaceae.